AAGAAACAAGUGCGCAGAACGCUCAGAAGUCAUUCUUAUUUGUUCUCCAGUUUAUAAAUAUAUUGUCGUAUAAAAUACAUAUUUGAUUCUUUAUUAAGGGUAAAAUCGUCUUGGUGCGCGAGUAGCUUAGCUCGUUCGUUAGCUUAGCUCGCUAGUUAGCUUAGCUCGCUAGUUAGCUUAGCUUGUUAGCUGCUAACAGAAGUUAUCAACACAUCGCUAAGUAGAGCUCAAGUGUGAGAGUAAAGUGUGGUGAUUGUGUGAAAAUGUCUACAUUACAAAUGUUGAGAGCGUUGGUGGAUCAGCGACUAACUGCUGCCGCUGAAGAAAUAUUUGUAGUGUUAGAAAGAACGAUAGCAGAAUACGAGGCGGAACUUUCUAGAACAAAAGAGGACAAUAAUCGACUACUGGACGCUGUUUUCAAGAAACAUCAAGUUGUGUCACACAGAACAGACGUCGAUGAAGAACAUUUUCUCUAUGAGCAGCAGGAGGAACCACUGCCCCCCCACAUAAAAGAGGAACAACUCAUUAAAGAGGAAGCGAUGGAACAAAGCAUCAGUCAGGAGGGAGAGGACAUUGAAGGACUGGUGGAGUUCCCAGUGACUGGUGUCCCUGUGAAGUGUGAAGAUGAUGAGGUCAAAGGUAAAGAUCAUCUUCUCCAUGAGCCAGAAGAGGAACCACAGCCCCCCCACAUUAAAGAGGCAGAAGUGGUACCACAACUCCAACACGUUAAAGAGGAAGAGGAGGAGCCACGGCCCUCCCAUAUUAAAGACGAAGCAGCAGAACACAGCAUCAGUCAGGAGGGAGAACAUAUUGACGGACGGGUGGAGUUCCCAGUGACUGGUGUCCCUGUGAAGAGUGAAGAUGGUGAGGUCAAAGGUGAAAGUGAGGAGAAGAGAGAGGCGGAGCCUCCAAGCAGCAGCUCAACACAACACAUGACAACAGAAGCUGAUGGAGACCACUGUGGAGGAUCACAAGCAGACCAGCUCUUAGCUCCACUAUCAGAUAGUGAGGACACAACGUCACACUCUCCUGACACUGAUGAUGAAGACUCUACAGAUGAUAAGACAUGUCACACUGACAACACUCACUUGAAAAGUUUUGGCCUCAAAAAGUCUCUAAAUAGACGCAUAAAAAAUCACACUGGAGAGAAAUAUUUUCCAUGCUCAGCGUGCGGUAAAAGAUUCUGUAUAAAAGAAGACCUGAUAAAACAUGCAAGAAUACAUACUCAAGAGAAACCUUUUUCCUGUUCAGUGUGUGGAGCAGCUUUUGUUAGAAAGGGCAGUUUAAAAACCCACAUGAGAAUACACGCUGCAGAGAAACCUUUUUUGUGUUCCAUGUGUGAUUCAGGUUUUGCUCAAAGGCAAAAUUUGAAAAACCACAUGAGAACACACACUGGAGAAAAACCUUUCUCAUGUCCUGUGUGUAAGUCAAGUUUUAUACAAAGUCAAAACUUGAAAAAACACAUGACAGUGCACACAGGCGAGAAACCUUUUUCCUGUUCAAUCUGUGGUGUAUGUUUUUCAAGGAAAGAAACUUUGACUAUUCACAUGAGAAGACACACAGGAGAAAAACCUUUUUCAUGUUCUGUGUGUGACUCAAGUUUUGUACGAAUUCAUGAGUUGAAUAUCCACAUGCGAAUACACACUGUAGAAAAACCUUUUUCCUGUUCAAUCUGUGGCGUAGGUUUUAAAAGAGGGUACAGUUUGAUAGAACACACAAGAACACACACUGGAGAAAAACCUUUUCCGUGUUCAGUGUGCGAUUCAAGAUUUGGUCAAAAUCGGGGUUUGAAAAAACACAUGGAAAUUCACGCUAGGGAAAAAGUGUUGAGUUGCAAUGUGUGUGAUGAAAGAUUCUCUUAUAAAUACCAACUUAACAAACACAAGUGUGCUGGUGAGAACAGCAGCAGUAAUAUAGGAAAGUGCUCCGCAGUACUCCACCGGGCCGAAUCUCCCAGUCGUAAAGAAUCCUUCAAAAGAAGGCUGAAUCCAAACACAUAAAUCUAGUCACUUGUUCCUUAGCCCAUUUCUGACAUGUCCUGAAAGGUUCAAUGAAAUCCGACUAAAUUUUUUCUGUUUUGUUGUUAACUACCUGACGAUUAUACAAACCACAAAUCACUUGUAAUUACUUUUCAAUUACUUCAGUAGCAAACAUUUAUAUAUGUUUCUUAGUUACACAUCCUGGAAAACAACAUCCACACAACAGUUUAUAUUUAUUAUUAAUUCUUACUAAUAUUUUGAGUUGUGUACUAACACAUCAAUUUGUACUUCUGCUAAUAUUUAAGAAGUGAUGAUGAUGUUAUGGUUCAGUGUGCCCCUUCACAGGCUUGCUGUCUUCAGUUGUCCUACUACUUGUACUUGUACACUGUACAGUUUAAUUAUGGACAACUUUUGUACAAUAGAUCUUUUUUUGUACUAGCUAUUUUGAAACCAGCGCUGUAUCCUUUGCAUACGACUUUGUAGAAUACAAUUUCUGUUUUUCAUGACUAAUGGUCGAAUUAAUUCAGCUGUUUGGUGCCGUGACCCGGAUUGGCUGACACCGAGUUCUUGAAAUGUGUUAUUUUCAAAUGUCUUUAUUGAAAUAGAAGAUUUUUUUUCGAGUUGAGUCAAUAUUUUAUUAUUUAAUGAAACAUUUAAAAAGUCUGGGUUUACCGCUAAUUGAUCAUGGCGCACCGCCACGGCAAAAUUAAAGCCCCCACACCUUAAAAAUAAGUGUUGUUUUUUUUUCACGUGAAAAUAAAUAAAUGUAAUAUCAUGUAAAGUUGGUUAUGUUACUAACAAACUACCUGACGACUGAACAAAUCCCAAAUUACACUUUGUUACUUUUCAAUUACUUCAAUAGCAAACAUGAAUAAUCAGACCAGUUAAUGACAAAUGGUCUGAUUCUUUUUUUGAUUGAUUGAUUGAGACUUUUAUUAGUAGGUUGCACAGCGAAGUACAUAUUCCGUACAAUUGACCACUAAAUGGUAACACCCGAAUAAGUUUUUCAACUUGUUUAAGUCGGGGUCCACUUAAAUUGAUUCAUGAUACUGAUAUAUACUAUCAGAUAUAUACUAUCAUCAUAUACAGUCAUCACACAAGAUAAUCACAUUGAAUUAUUUACAUUAUUUACAAUCAGGGGUGUGAGGGGGGGUAG
Molecule: messenger RNA, 3135 nt
Organism: Entelurus aequoreus (snake pipefish)
Lineage: Eukaryota; Metazoa; Chordata; Actinopteri; Syngnathiformes; Syngnathidae
Product: zinc finger protein OZF-like
Exons: 3
Coding region: 264-2000 (578 amino acids)
Biological process (GO): regulation of transcription by RNA polymerase II
Cellular component (GO): PcG protein complex; transcription regulator complex
Molecular function (GO): DNA-binding transcription factor activity, RNA polymerase II-specific; RNA polymerase II cis-regulatory region sequence-specific DNA binding
Source: RefSeq, a predicted model, not a curated record